GUCCUUCAGUCAGGAAAGGAGGGGAGGAGCCAGUACAACUGUGCAAGACUGAAGGGGAGGGGCCAGUACAACUGUGCAAGACUGGAGUGGAGGAGCUAUGCAAGACCCAGUACAACUGUGCAAGCUGGAGUGGAGGAGCCCGUACAAAAAAAUGAAGGGGAGGAGCCAGUAUAAUUGUGCAAGACUAAAGGGGAGGAGCCAACACAACUGUGCAAGACUGAAGGGGAGGUGCUGCUACACCUGUGCAAAACUGAAGGGGAGGAGCCGGUACACCUGUGCAAGUCUGAAGGGGAAGAGCCGAUACACCUGUGCAAGACUGAAGGGGAGGAGCCGGUACAACUGUGCAAGACUGGAGGGGAGGAGCCCGUACAACUGCGCAAAAAUGAGGGGGAGGAGCCAGUAUAAUUGUGCAAGACUGAAGGGGAGGUGCCAGUACACCUGUGCAAGACUAAAGGGGAGGAGCCAACACAACUGUGCAAGACUGAAGGGGAGGUGCUGCUACACCUGUGCAAGACUGAAGGGGAGGAGCUGGUACACCUGUGCAAAA
Staurois parvus is the source of this 547-nucleotide messenger RNA. The record is from the annotation of a GenBank genome assembly. Lineage: Eukaryota; Metazoa; Chordata; Amphibia; Anura; Ranidae.